GCUAAAAUCAAUGAUUGUGCUUUCGUGAAAUACUCAGAUGGAUUUCAGUUGACGUGUGUUUGUUCCGGAGCUCACUGCAAAGGCGAGACAUGCCUUGGAGAACUAUGCAGUUAUGUGAUAAAUCAUCGAACAAAGGAAGUAGAAAAGGGUUGUGUGAACGCUUCGGUGCCAUUAGUGGAACGACGAUCAAUGGGCUCGUGUAUGAUUCCUCCGAUCACUGGAGCAAUGCACCAUUACAGUAGGCAAAGUACAGGUUCGAUGUUUCAGGACGCAUCCGAUCUGCUGAAGACCGAGUCAUGCGUAUGCGCAUCGGAUUACUGUAAUGCGGAAAAACCGCAAAUCACUGUUCCUGAACGACAGCAGUGCCAAACAUUCGUCACAGCAAAGGUGAUGGGAACAUCGAUGAGCUCCAAGAAUGUCACUUGUACUGGAGAAGUUCUGUUUCAAGGCACGAAUCAAGUCAAAGCUGGGCCAUAUGACAGAGUACAAUACGAUCGGAUGUGCAUCGUUCACUGGCGACGAUAUGUU
This is a messenger RNA of Ostertagia ostertagi, 528 nucleotides long. NCBI's taxonomy places the organism in Eukaryota, Metazoa, Nematoda, Chromadorea, Rhabditida, Trichostrongylidae. The record is from the annotation of a GenBank genome assembly.